UUUAAUCUAACAGACAACCAGUCAACCAAAACCAAAACCACCAUCAUCUCACCAUCUCUUCCUGAACUUAAAGUAGUUUUGUUUCCUGUUGGGGUUCAAGUUUAAGUGGUAAAUACUUUUGUUCACUUCGUUGUUCCCAUGAGGUUUCAUUUUGCCUCCCCAGGUCCUCCUUACGGCUGGGAGGAGGCCUACACCGCCGACGGACACAAGUACUUCAUCAAGUAAGACCAACCAAACACCUCGUUGUGCUCCAUCCUGCUUAAAAUCUGAUCUACUUUACCACAAGACGGCUUCAGAGAGUCAACGCGUGACCACCAGGGAAACACCUCAGUUCAGCCGAUGACUCUCAUUAGACACACGACUUAAAUACAAAGGAAGGUUGGGAGGCAGGUAAAGAGACCAAAGGGAUGUGAAGCAAGAUCGGUGUCCAGAGAGAGCGUGACGGCGGUCAGCUGAUCGACAGGAAGUAGACCUCUAGAUGAAAGGAACAGAAAGAUGAGGCAGCAGAGCGUCCGAUCAGUCGCCGCCUCUUUACGUGUGCCUUUAACCCGUGACAGUCACAUGACCCAGACCACCUCGUGGAGCCUCCCCGGGGGCGGCGGCCAUGUUCCUCCUCGUCCUCCGGAGGUCUCCGGUCCGAAGACGGAGCGCAACGGGGAGUCCAUCGAGACGGAGAUGUGACGCCGUGGGACGGGCGCCUCCCUCGUCAGAUUUUACUUUCAUUAAAGUCAUCAGGAAUCAGAAGGAGAAGCAUCUCCACCACGUCCCGUGUUUCUGCACCACACCGAGGAAGAAGAAGCAGAAGAAGCAGAAGAAGAAGAAGCAGAAGAAGCAGAAGAAGCAGAAGAAGAAGAAGCAGAAGAAGAAGAAGAAGAAGAAGCAGAAGAAGCAGAAGCAGAAGAAGAAGAAGAAGCAGAAGACACCAACAACGCUCCGUUGGAGCUCAGCAUGACGACUUCAAACCAGACGCUACAACGACAGCAAAGCAUUCUGGGAGCUGAAGAGAUGACAUCAUUCUGCUCUUUGGCCUUUAUUAGGUGUGUGUGUGUGUGUGUGGGUGUGUGUGUGUGUGUGAGUGAGUGACAGGCUGGAAGUGGGAGGGGCCAAGCCAACGGAUCUCAGUAUUGAUUUUUCCUUUAAAAGCAGCUAAAAAUAUCAGCUUAUCACAAACACACA
Pungitius pungitius (ninespine stickleback) is the source of this 1176-nucleotide messenger RNA. RefSeq lists its product as uncharacterized. The transcript is spliced from 2 exons. NCBI's taxonomy places the organism in Eukaryota, Metazoa, Chordata, Actinopteri, Perciformes, Gasterosteidae. Bases 605 to 952 code for a protein of 115 amino acids. The record is from RefSeq and is a predicted model, not a curated record.